UUGCUCGUUGGAUUUUUCUCUUUUUAUUCAAAUCAACUUUUUGGGGGGUGGACUUGUCCUGCAAGUCCUUUUUAAAACUACCAGUAAACCUCCGCCACCCCAGAAAACUGCCCCUCGUCACUUUAAUCCCAAACUAAACUAAACAAUGGCAAUCACAUGCUUACACUUUGGAUGGGGCAACAAGAACGGCCUUUCUCCGAAGACUGUAACCGCCCCAAGAAAAAAUAUGAUGGAGGGUUACAUUGAUUAAGUGGUUAAUUAAUUAUCAUUCCCGCUUAAAUACAUUUUCCUGGUAUAGUCCUAUAUUUUUACUGGUAUAUAACAUGGUCUUAUACCGUGUCGAAAGAGAUUUUCAUACCAGCUGAAAUCGGAUGAAUUUUGACGUCAAGUGUUCAAAGCCAUCAUAUUGUUCUUUGAUUAUAAUAAUGUACAUAACUUUAUUCUUGGACUGGUUAAAUGAACACCUUAUUUUCAUUGUAGAUGAAUUCACAUCUUGUUCCUCUUAAACGAAUGUCUUAGUUAGAAACAAACUUCUUAUUUCCAUGAACUCGCGCUUCGCGGUUGUUUUUAUACUCUUGCAUCUGUCAAACGAAAUCCUAUUUCAUUGUAGUGGGACUAGUGGAACUACCGCCGUAGUUUGAAAUAUUUAAAUAAGUUUAUCAAUCAACAAGGAUAUCAAUAUGAAUGAAUACAAUAUAACCUCAAACACGUCAACUGUGGUCAAACACACGUGUCAACCGCACGAGUUCACGUUCAACGUUCUCAAUCACGUCGCUGGGAUCCUGGCCAUCGUCGGAAUCGUCGUGACGACCAUCACUUUACUCACGGUCGCCUGCCAUCGUCGAUUUCGAAAGAAACACUUCAUCUUCGCCUUCAACAUCGUUCUAUCUGAUUUGCUGCUUGAUGCCAUUAUCUUGGUUUACUAUACUUGUACAGAAAUGAGAUGUCGUUUGAGUCGCUAUCAAGCUGUGUUACACGUCCUCUUCCAAGCUUCAAAUCUGGUAUCCACAGCUCACGUUUUACUCGUGGCUGUCGAUCAGUUCAUUGCCUUCAAAGUCGAUCCGUUCGGCGCUAGGAACAUCCUCACAAAUUCCCGUCGAAUCAUCAUUUGCCUCACGACAUGGAUGAUCAUGAUCGCCGUAGGCCUAUCUGCCUGGUUCCUUCACCACACCUUUAAAGACGACGUGAGAUUUUACACGUGCAACUCUUUAUUGCUUUUCACCGGACUUUGCUAUAUCUUGAUAUACAGAACGAUAGCCAGAUCACCUCCUGGAUCAAACAACACUCAACUGCAAGAACGCAGGAAGAGAAUGGAACGGGUUCUACAGAACUACACUCUUAUUUUGUCGACAGAUCUGCUGCUCUUCACAUUACCCGAUAUCGUGAAUUUCGUGAAUGAAUAUUAUAUCGGACAUAAACACGGGUACACUUUGUGCUUUCAUCAAGCAUGGAUUAUCGCACAGACGUUGAACACGAUAACAAAUUCUUUCAUUUAUUGGUGGCGCGUGAAAGAGUUCAACGCCUUUUUGACUCACUGCAAAAAGGUUGGUGUUAUGUCUAAUAGCAACAUAACUGUUAUAUCCAAUACAACCAAGUGUUAACAGAGAAAUCCACCAGGGGUGCUACAAUGGACAAGCGAGAGACUAAUUUUUUUAGUAGUGAAAAAAGUAAUAAAAGAAGGAGAAAAGGGAACUUCGAAAGAAGAAAGAAGAGUAUAUGCUAACGAAAGGUCAAAUGUUGUGAUUUGAAUUUUUGGUAAAAAAAAUAUAUAUAGAUUUUUUUCAUCAUUGUAGUGAAUAUUGUCAACUAGAGAGCAAAUAUUGCAUCCUGGAUGUUGGAUGCAGAGUAGUAGCAUUGAUAUCAUAACACGUACUGGACAUAUCUAUCUAUGUAUAUAUAUAUCUCUCGUUCUAUCUAUCAUUCUAUCUAUCUAUCCAUCUAUCUAUCAAUCAGUAUUUUCCUCUGUAUGAAUGCGUUAUAUUCUGCUAGAAACAGUAAGCCAUCAUAAAGAGCUCCUAUAGGGGCGAAACAUUGAAAAGUUUGUUGAACGGAGUCUUUGUUUACACUUUCGUCAUUUUGAUAUUAAAAUAAGGCCUAUACAUUAUUCACUAGAUUGAUUGCGCAAUCUUACCAGCCUACGCCUAUGACAUUUCAUCAUAGAUUGUCCUAGAGAAACCGCCACAUCCUUUAAACAACUGUUUAGAUUGGCAAAGUAAAAAAACUAUGUAUUUUGAAGGUUGAUCAGGUUCAAGUUUGUUUGUUUAAAUGUGAUCAAUGUUUCGAUUUCGUGGUUUCAAUUGUUCCGUUUUUGACAGAGAAGACCGAUGAUUAUGAAAACGAUACCUCCACAAAAUCCAUUAUUGUCUGAAGUGAUAGGCCUGUCCAGACAUUCUGGGAUGAAGGCGGCAUACCCUACCCUUUCAAAGAUCCAUUUUACCUCCCCAAACCAUCUUAAAGAAUGUGUUCCUUUUAAAAUACAAAAUAAGAUAGAGUACCCCCUGUUACGGCACAUUUUGGCAAAUUACCAAAAUGUGCCGC
This is a messenger RNA of Lytechinus variegatus (green sea urchin), 2538 nucleotides long. RefSeq lists its product as uncharacterized. Gene Ontology annotation, cellular component: membrane. Lineage: Eukaryota; Metazoa; Echinodermata; Echinoidea; Temnopleuroida; Toxopneustidae. The coding region runs from base 681 to 1601 and encodes 306 amino acids. Gene Ontology annotation, biological process: G protein-coupled receptor signaling pathway. The transcript is spliced from 3 exons. Gene Ontology annotation, molecular function: G protein-coupled receptor activity. The record is from RefSeq and is a predicted model, not a curated record.